GUUCCCCUCCAGAGUCACCUGCCAACAUGUCCGACAAACCAGACAUGGCUGAGAUCGAGAAAUUUGACAAGUCCAAAUUGAAGAAGACAGAGACGCAAGAGAAAAACCCGCUGCCUUCAAAAGAAACAAUUGAACAGGAGAAGCAAGCGGGUGAAUCGUAAUGAAAUCUGCCCUUCCAAAUUAUGCACUGUACAUUCCACAAGCAUUGCCUUCUUAUUUUACUUCUUUUAGCUGUUUAACUUUGUAAGAUGCAAAGAGGUUGGAUAAAGUUUAAAAUGACUGUACUGCCCCUUUCACAUCAAAAGAAUAGAGAGAACUACUGACACUGAAUGAAGGCGCUGCCUUUCCCUCUGCCUGUCUGGCUUUGGUCCUGGUGGCAUGAAAGAGCUUGCAUGUUGAUGAAAGAAGAACUUGGGUGGGACUACAGUAAACUAGAGUAACACGAAUAAAUGCAAAGCUGUACCAAGGUCCUGCGAUCUGUAAAAUGCAGUUAAUCGAGUGCCAUUUUUUUUUUUUGUUCAAAUGAUUUUAAUUAUUGGAAUGCACAAUUUUUUUAAUAUGCAAAUAAAAUGUUUUAAAACCUG
Manacus vitellinus (golden-collared manakin) is the source of this 584-nucleotide messenger RNA. It is a transcript of the gene TMSB4X, whose product is annotated as thymosin beta 4 X-linked. Gene Ontology annotation, molecular function: actin monomer binding. The record is from RefSeq and is a predicted model, not a curated record. Gene Ontology annotation, cellular component: cytoplasm. Gene Ontology annotation, biological process: regulation of cell migration; actin filament organization. The coding region runs from base 27 to 161 and encodes 44 amino acids. The transcript is spliced from 2 exons. Lineage: Eukaryota; Metazoa; Chordata; Aves; Passeriformes; Pipridae.